CAUUGUAAAUGCAUUUACCUCUUUGGGGUCAGUUUCAAGUGGAACCUCUGUCUGCGAACAGGAAAUUUCAUCUUAGAUAAAAAAAACUUCUUUCAGCAGUCCACAGGUUUUUCUCUCUCCGCCAACAUGUGCACAGGAAGGUGUUCCCGUUUCAUUGCGGUCAGCCUGUACCCUUUAGCGGUCAUAUCCAUCAUCUGUAACAUCGUGCUGUUCUUUCCUGGCGGGGACGUCAAAUACGCCAAAGAUGGACAUAUAACCGAGGAGGUGAAAUACAUGGGAGGCCUCGUUGGAGGAGGUGUACUGGUGUUGCUACCAGCACUUUACAUUCAUUUGACUGGAACCCAGGGCUGCUGUGGAAACCGCUGUGGGAUGUUCUUAUCAAUUGCGUUUGCUGCCGUGGGUGUGGCUGGAGCUCUGUACAGUUUGGUCGUGGCAGCGCUCGGUUUGCAGAACGGGCCCCUCUGCAAAGACAUUGUGUUCUGGUCAACACCUUUCAAAGGAGAUGAUGGCAAAUACCUGAGUGACAGCUCUUCGUGGAGGACAUGCAAAGAGCCUAAGGACGUUGUGCAGUUUAACAUUGGCUUGUUCAGCACUCUGGCGAUCACAAGCUGCCUGCAGGUGAUUUUCUGUCUAAUUCAGAUGAUCAACGGGCUCUUCGGCUGCCUGUGUGGAACCUGCAAUGCCAAAGGGGUACUGUAAGCCUGACAAUCGACUGUCACCCCCUGCAGGAAGACAGUGUUCCUGACUGCACCUUUCUUUUCUAUUGUCUCUGCUUCAUAAUAGAUUGUUAUAUUUUUUAAGUGUGUAUUUCAUGCUUCAUAUUUUAUUACAUUAGCCAUCACAGGAAUCUUGAAUGCAAUGUAGUGUUAUGUUGUGAAAGUGCACAGUGUUUGAAAUUAUUUGGUGACCGGUUUUAAAAAAAAUGGUGUUAAAAACA
Molecule: messenger RNA, 937 nt
Organism: Acanthochromis polyacanthus (spiny chromis)
Lineage: Eukaryota; Metazoa; Chordata; Actinopteri; Pomacentridae
Gene: tm4sf21a
Product: transmembrane 4 L six family member 21a
Exons: 5
Coding region: 127-699 (190 amino acids)
Cellular component (GO): membrane
Source: RefSeq, a predicted model, not a curated record